GCCGCAAAUCAUUGCAAAUGAUUUCUGUCGAUACUAUUUAUUGUUCACGGGUACCGGGAGACCCAAUAAGUGACGAUACUGCAUCUACACUACAUAUGGCCGUCGGCCGUCGGCUAUUGUUGACGACAGCCGUUGCUCGGAUCUGUCAAACGCCGUCCGCUCGUUUAUCCACUUUAAAGGCGACGUUUGCAGUAUACGUUUUGCACGAGUAACGAUUCAACAUGGGUAACUGUUGCGGGUCCUGCGACAAGGGACCAUCGUCAUACGAGGAUCUCACUCCCGAUCGGGAAACUAUACGCAGGAAACAGGCAGAGGCGGCUGAGAGGAGGAUAGCCGAGCAACAGCAACGGGGCAUAAAGGACAUAGAGUCCGUUAAGAGGCAACAGCGACGGGCGUUGGAGAUUGAAAAGCGGGAACAGGAGGCUGCUGCCAGUGGCACGCAGCCUGCGCUACGAUGGCAGGUACAAUAAACUGAGGGAAUGUGCUACGAGACUUGAUGGAAUCGAGCCUUAUGUUUUUUCCACUCGGAAGGUAUUAAGUAUUUUACAUAACACUUGGCUGACCAAAGUGAAGACAGGCCUAACGUUACCAAUGAUACUAUUAUAGUCACACAAGUGCAAUCUUACUUUGUAUGAUUUACACAGAAUUAUAGGGAAUAGGUGUUUGAGUGUUUUUAAUUUAACGAGAAUACAUCAGCUGAAAUCGAACAAUCAAUAAAACCAAGGUUUGUUUCCAGCUGAUAUAUAUUUUUUGUUAUGGUUUAUAUGUAAGUUUGUAUAUAUACAUGAUUGUGCAUGUUCUAAAAUAUACUACUGACACUAUCACUAACCCAAAGUUCUGCAUCGUUUAAAAUUUAAUUUUGCUUCUGCUUUAAUCUAUUAAAUGGACAUGUCUCUAUUUUUUUACUUGUUAUAAUGUAUAAAUAUUUAUAUAUGUUCCAAAGAGUUACAGUUAUGAACAUCAAUUUUAAGUGAUGAAUGAGAAUGAUGAGCAAAAAAAACCCUUAUUCAUUGUUAAUCUUUCUUUAAUAAAAAUAUACUUUUGUGAUUUCAAGUUUUUCAGAUUUAAAAUUUAUAUAUGUGCCUACACUUAAAAAAUGUAUAUCUUGAGAAAUAAGACUAUUAAAAAGUG
Messenger RNA from Monomorium pharaonis (pharaoh ant), 1131 nucleotides. RefSeq names its product small VCP/p97-interacting protein (gene Svip). The transcript is spliced from 3 exons. Lineage: Eukaryota; Metazoa; Arthropoda; Insecta; Hymenoptera; Formicidae. Gene Ontology annotation, cellular component: endoplasmic reticulum membrane. Bases 222 to 470 code for a protein of 82 amino acids. Gene Ontology annotation, biological process: negative regulation of VCP-NPL4-UFD1 AAA ATPase complex assembly; negative regulation of retrograde protein transport, ER to cytosol; positive regulation of autophagy. The record is from RefSeq and is a predicted model, not a curated record.